GAGAGAGGACUCCUGUGGAACGUGUUCCUACAGUAAGUCUGCUUCCAAGACGGGACAUCAUGCACUGAGUGGAAAACCACACUUCUUAAGCUCUGCAGUUGAUAUAGUUAAUAAAGACAGAGAUCUAAACAGUCGCCGUUCAAAAGAACAUGGAUUGGAGGUUUCUCCAGGGUCUUCUUAGUGGAGUCAACAAGUACUCCACUGCCUUCGGGCGCAUCUGGUUGUCAGUGGUCUUCGUCUUCCGGGUGUUGGUCUACGUGGUGGCCGCUGAGCGUGUCUGGGCCGACGACCAGGGACACUUUGACUGCAACACCCGCCAGCCGGGUUGCACCAACAUCUGCUAUGACUACUUCUUCCCCAUCUCUCACAUCCGCCUGUGGGCCCUCCAGCUCAUCUUUGUCACCUGCCCCUCAUUCAUGGUGGUGCUGCACGUGGCCUAUCGAGAAGAGCGGGAGCGUAAGUACCAGGCCAAGCACGGGGAGCACACGCGGCUGUACGACAACACGGGCCAAAAGCACGGCGGCCUCUGGUGGACCUAUCUGAUAAGCCUGUUUAUCAAAACCACCUUUGAGGUCUUGUUCCUGUACGUGCUCCACUACAUCUACGACAGCUUCAAGCUGCCCAGGAAGGUCCAGUGUGAUGUGAGUCCCUGUCCGAAUCUGGUUGACUGCUACAUCUCCCGGCCCACAGAGAAGACCGUUUUCACCUACUUCAUGGUGGGGGCGUCUGUUGCGUGUGUGGUGCUUAACAUCUGUGAGAUUUUAUAUCUGAUUGCGUUCCGGAUGGUGACUCUCAAACAGCGAGGCAUGGCCCGCACUCCAUCAAGAAAGAUCCACCCUGGGCUGAGCUGUGAUGGCUGCUAG
This is a messenger RNA of Pleuronectes platessa (European plaice), 863 nucleotides long. RefSeq names its product gap junction beta-3 protein. The coding region runs from base 150 to 863 and encodes 237 amino acids. The transcript is spliced from 2 exons. Gene Ontology annotation, biological process: cell communication. Gene Ontology annotation, cellular component: connexin complex. NCBI's taxonomy places the organism in Eukaryota, Metazoa, Chordata, Actinopteri, Pleuronectiformes, Pleuronectidae. The record is from RefSeq and is a predicted model, not a curated record.